AUAUAAAGAAGUGUGACUCGACCCAAAGAGAAGAGUGAAAAAAAUAUGAGCACCACAAUAGAUAUUUCUAACGAAAAUGAAGCUUCUCGCAAUCACGAGAAGCAAAACAAACUCUUAUUUGUUUCUAAUGUUUGGUAUUCUAUAGCCAAAUAUCUUGAACAGCAUGAAAAAAAAGUUAUUCAUAGUAUCAAGGUUGGAACUGCUUUGAUUUUGGUUUCACUUCUGUAUCUCCUUGAUCCACUUUUCAAUCACGUCGGUGAAAGUUCCAUGUGGGCUAUCAUGACCGUUGUGCUUAUCUACGACUUCUUUGCAGGUGCUACAUUAAGCAAAGGGUUACUUCGUGUAAUUGGAACCAUACUCGGAGGUGCACUGGGGUGUUUAGUAGCAUUUUUAGCAGAAGAUUUUGGAAAGAUCGGUUACACAACAGUUUCUGGAAUGUCGGUUUUUGUUUUAGGUGCUAUGGCAACAUAUUGUCGAAUGAUUCCAAGCAUAAAGAGGAGAUGGGAUUACGGGAUCAUGAUAUUCAUACUCACUUUCAAUCUAGUAGCAGUAUCUGGUGUGCGUGCGGAUAAAAUACUGGAUGUAGCCCGCCUACGUCUAAUUGCAAUUGGUAUGGGUGUUGCUGUCUGCAUAAUCACCAACUUAUUCAUUUUUCCCAUGUGGGCUAGUGAUGAACUUCAUAACUUGACAUCCUCAAAAUUCAACAAACUAGCUUGCUGCAUUGAAGAAUGCAUGGAAGCAUAUUUCAAUGUCGAUGAAAAUAAACGCCACCUGAGCAUCAACAUCAGUGGUUGCAAAUCAGUAUUGCAAUCAAAGUCAAAUGACGAGUCGCUGGCAAAUUUCGCAUGGUGGGAACCGUGGCAUGGAAAAUUUGGAUUUUCUUAUCCCUGGGAGAAGUAUCUAAAGAUAGGAGAGCAACUCAGAGAGCUUGCUUCUAUCAUUUUGCCACUACAUGCAUGCAUUACGUCACCGUUACAGGCGUCAACAACGCUACAACAGCCUAUUAAAGAAACAUGCAAAAACGUAGGGCUGUCACUUGGCCUUACCAUGCGAGAACUAGGAGAAAGUAUACUGAAAAUGAGAAGGGGUCAAGAAAAAGUCAUAAAAAUUCCGGAAUUACAUUCGUUCAAACUAGAAUUGACCAUACUGUCGACUUCAGAGUUACAAGCAACUGAAAAUGUCGAAGCUCUUGCUAUGGCGAGUAUCUUGUUUUUACUGAUGGAGAUGGUGGAUAAAGUAAAAGUGCUAGCCAAAGAAGUGGAAGAGCUUGGAGAGAUUGCUGGUUUUGAAUCUAAAUAGCGUACACGCGAGUUAUAAGUAUACUAAUAUGGGGUAUGCUAAUAUGGAUGGGUAAUUGAACACUGAAGAUGGUAACGCAGAACAAACUAAGAAAACAAAAUGACCUACAAAUUAACAUGUACAACAACGUAAGCAAUGCCUUAAAAUCUUAAAUAUACAUAUCAGUAAAAUUCAUGAUGAAGAUUCAAUACUUUGUGGUAGUACAAGAACACGUUUAGAUGCAUAUUAUCAUGUAUGUAUAUAGUUCUUUAUCAAUAGGCAUACUUCAACAUUGAAUGUGAGAGUUGCAUCUGCAACAAUCAUGACACUUAUUUA
Molecule: messenger RNA, 1614 nt
Organism: Helianthus annuus (common sunflower)
Lineage: Eukaryota; Viridiplantae; Streptophyta; Magnoliopsida; Asterales; Asteraceae
Product: aluminum-activated malate transporter 14
Exons: 6
Coding region: 46-1299 (417 amino acids)
Biological process (GO): malate transport
Cellular component (GO): plant-type vacuole membrane
Source: RefSeq, a predicted model, not a curated record